This is a messenger RNA of Psylliodes chrysocephalus, 1663 nucleotides long. The record is from the annotation of a GenBank genome assembly. NCBI's taxonomy places the organism in Eukaryota, Metazoa, Arthropoda, Insecta, Coleoptera, Chrysomelidae.
UAGCAAUUCCAAUGAAUUAAAAUCAAGUUGUUAAGAUAAGUUCAAAGGGCGUUCGUUAUCUAAUAAAGCUAGGCGCUUUGUGUUAUAUUGUUGAAGUGACAAUCGACGAGGACUACAUUUAUUAUUUCCACCAGCAUUCGCCAUGGCGAGCAAAAACCCGAAAGAAAUGGUCUCCAGAUUGAGGAACACCUUCCACAGUGGUAAAACAAGACCGAUCGAAUACAGGGUCAAACAACUGAACGCAUUGCUACGCUUUUUUGAAGAAAAUACCGCAGAAUUGGCGCAAGCCCUAAAACAAGAUUUAAACAAAUCAAAAACAGAAUCUUAUACCCUAGAAAUUGAUUUCGUAGCUAACGAUAUCAAACAUCAAUUGAUGCACAUACACGAGUGGACUAAGCCUGAGAAGAUUUCCAAGGGUUUAGUUAAUUUAAUGGACAGUGUGUAUAUUUUACAUGAACCCUAUGGUGUUGCACUUAUUAUAGGUGCCUGGAAUUACCCAAUUCAAGUAACCCUAGGCCCUCUGGUAGGGGCGAUCAGCGCAGGUAAUUGUGCUGUCAUCAAGCCUUCAGAAUUGUCUCCUGCCAGCUCAAAAGUGAUUGCGGAUAAAUUGCCGAAAUAUUUGGACAACGAUGCUUACCAGGUGUUCGAUGGAGGUGUAGCCGAGACCACUGAGCUAUUAAAAGAGAAAUUCGACUAUAUUUUUUACACGGGAUCGUCUGCAGUGGGAAAAAUUAUCCAUGCAGCCGCAGCUAAGCAUCUGACGCCGACCACUCUGGAACUUGGAGGUAAGAGCCCAGUAUUCAUAGAUAGCUCAACCAACUUCGAUAUAGCAGCUAAACGAAUCGUCUGGGGCAGAUACAUCAACGCCGGUCAAACCUGCAUAGCCCCAGAUUACCUCUUGUGCACCAAGGAAGUCCAGCAAAAAAUAAUUCCAGCUAUCGAAAAAGCUUUAAAACAAUUUUACGGAGAGGAUCCGAAAUCAUCACCGGACUACGGAAGAAUCAUCAACGGCAGACAUUUUGAAAGAAUUUCCGCAUUGUUAAAAGGAUGUACAGUAGCGAUUGGAGGAGAAACCGAUGAAAAAAAUAAAUAUGUAGCUCCGACUGUUGUUGUUAAUGUUUCACCUACUGAUGGUAUCAUGCAAGAAGAAAUAUUCGGUCCGAUAUUACCAAUAGUAAAUGUAGAUAACGCUUACGAAGCUAUCAAGUUCAUAAAUAGUAAAGAAAAACCUUUAGCGUUGUAUAUAUUCUCAAAAAAUUCAGACACAAUAAAUCAAAUUCUAGAAAACACGUCUGCUGGAAGCGUUUGCAUCGACGACACCAUUCUACAAGCUGCAGUUAAUGGUUUUCCAUUCGGAGGAGUUGGAGGUAGUGGAAUGGGAGGCUACCACGGGAAGUUCAGUUACGAGACAUUCAUACACAAGAAACCGGUUUUACACAAAGAUUCUAGUUAUUUGGGGGAGAAACUCGGUUCACUUAGGUAUCCUCCUUAUACCGAUAAAAAAUUACAUACAAUGCAAGCAGCUUUAGCGCCUCCAAAAUAUCAGUUUCCUUUUAAAUUUAUUAGGCCAUUAUUAACGUUCUUUUUUGGCUUCGCUUUUGCCUUUGUGUAUAAGAGGAUAUUUUAAAUAUAGAGUUAAAAAUAAAAUAUAUAAGUAAAUCAA